AUACAUUCUUAUUUACAUAUACUUAAAUGUGUAUUUGUGUGUAUGCAUAUAUAAAUAAAACAAUUAACUUUGUAUUUUGUAUAAAUAGAACAAUAUGGUUAAAGAUAAUCUCUAUGUUUUGUCAAUCAGACGUUUAGGAUCAUUUGAAGCUCAAAGCAGCAAAGAAUUGUUUACAAAAUGGGGUCUUAUUUCUAUGUCUUAUCACGUUUUUGAUUACACAGAGUUUAUAGAGCUUUCGAAUCCCAAAGAAUUUGUACAACAUUUUUUUAAAUUUCUUAACAAAAACAAGUUGUUGAAUAAUGUUGAUCUUUUUAAUUUAAAAGAUUUUAGUGUUGUUAAGCUAAGAGCGACUGCUAUGAGUAUCUCUUUUUUUGAUCGCUUGGAAACUUCUGGUCUUGUUCAUAAAAGUGGAUGUAUUACGAAGUGUUAUGAUGAGAUGAUAAAUGAUAUACUGAUAUCAGAUGAAUUACGUAAAAUGAUUUUAUCGAAAGAAUCAGUCUACAAAAAUCUUUUCUGCAACGAUGAACGUUUAGAAUUUAUCUUCCACAUUUUUAAGUGUCUUGUUAUCGGAGGAAAUUGCUGCCAGUUUGAAGACAACGUGAAGUCAUAUAUAGGUUUAACAAAAGUUAUUUACAAGGACCUAAUGAGCGUUCAAAAAAAUCUGUCGACUCAAAUUAUAUCAAUAAAAUCCGUUACUUUCAUGAUCAUUUGGCCGACAAUGAAAGAAAAUGAAUUUUGCUACAUUAUUUUAGAUGAAGAGAAAAGGCAACUUAUUCUGUGGUACUUUUUAAACAAUUGAAUUUUAUGUAAUUAUUUUAUAUUAUUUUAUUAAAUAAAUUUUGAGUAAUCAGAGCA
This is a messenger RNA of Hydra vulgaris (swiftwater hydra), 855 nucleotides long. Its product is annotated as cilia- and flagella-associated protein 300. NCBI's taxonomy places the organism in Eukaryota, Metazoa, Cnidaria, Hydrozoa, Anthoathecata, Hydridae. The record is from RefSeq and is a predicted model, not a curated record.